GCAGUCCGUCAAAUAAACGGUAGUCCGUACAUAUAAAGAUGCUUUCGACAAAAAAUGAAAACGUGACAGUUUGUCACUUUCACGAGGUUUGGUUAAUAACAUGUUCAACUACUUAAUAGAUUGUCUCGAAUCUAGGUUGUGCUUUUUAGAUUUCAAGAAAAUUAACAACUACUGGAGAAGUUUUCAAUUCUCUCAGUUGUUUCUCAAAGCCCAAACCCCGGCCUGGUCUGUUUGGUCUGUUCGUCAAGCGUUCCCGGAAGUCUCGCCGUGUUGCGCCUCUGGGUUACGGGUUUAGAAACGGUGUGGACAGACGGUAGCUAGCCUACAGUAGAUGGACGAAUUUAGCUACAAUGGGUAUUCUGUCUUCUAGUGUGCCAGCUAGGUGUUGCUGACCUCCUCUCUCCAGCAGCGCCAUGCGAGGGUAUCACUCCAAGCUGGACUCCUCUGCUGGUGGUACGGGCGGCUCCAUGCCCCUGAGCCUGGCUGUGGAAACAGAGAAAGCCCAGGCCCUGCUCCAGACCUUCUCCUCUGCCUCCCUGCUGGCCAGCACUGCCCUGGGGGCCUUCUGUGUGCUGGCUGAUCAUGUCCUGCAGCUGACCCUUCUCCAACAGCACCCGUGGCUGCGGGCAGCGCUGGACAACACCGUCCAUGGUCUGAUAGGCCUCUGGUCCUGGGCGAUUGUCAUUGGCCUCAGGAAGAAGAGUGACUUCUAUGAAGUGAUCCUAGCAGGGAUACUGGCCUCUGUUAUCGACCUGGAUCACUUCUAUAUGGCGGGCUCUCUGUCACUCAAAGCAGCCACCAGCCUGCCCCACCGCCCCCCCCUCCACUGCUCCUCUGUAGUCCCUGUCCUCUGCCUCUCUCUGAGGCUGGUGCUGUGGCUGGGCAGGCUAAAGGACUCAUGGUGCUCUCUACCCUGGCUGCUCUUUAUCUCCCUGGCCUCACAUCACAUCAGAGACGGGGUCCGCCGUGGCCUGUGGGUGUGUCCGUUCGGCAACACGGCCCCCAUCUCCUAUUGGCUGUAUGUGAGCAUCACAGCCACCCUGCCACACCUGUGCUCUGUACUCAUGUACCUGACAGGAACUAGAGACAUGAUGUCCACCAAGCACGGCAUCGCCAUCGACAUCUGAUGGACGGGAAGGGCAUCGCCAUCUGAUGGACGGGAAGGGCAUCGCCAUCUGAUGGACGGGAAGGGCAUCGCCAUCUGAUGGACGGGAGGGGCAUCGCCAUCUGAUGGACGGGAGGGGCAUCGCCAUCUGAUGGACGGGAGGGGCAUCGCCAUCUGAUGGACGGGAAGGGCAUCGCCAUCUGAUGGACGGGAAGGGCAUCGCCAUCUGAUGGACGGGAGGGGCAUCGCCAUCUGAUGGACGGGAAGGGCCAACAAUAUGACUGUGUCCCAAAUGGCACCCUAUUCCCUAUAUAGUGCACUACUUUAGACCAGAGAAUGGCACCCUAUUCCCUAU
Molecule: messenger RNA, 1460 nt
Organism: Coregonus clupeaformis (lake whitefish)
Lineage: Eukaryota; Metazoa; Chordata; Actinopteri; Salmoniformes; Salmonidae
Product: transmembrane protein 267
Exons: 3
Coding region: 414-1127 (237 amino acids)
Source: RefSeq, a predicted model, not a curated record